GGGACUCGGGUGCUCCACGGCUUCCGGUGUCAUGGCUGCUUGAAGUCCCGGGAGUCGGUGAGGCGGCUGCAGGUCACUCCCUGCGGAGCCGCUGGUCCGGCUGGCGGGGAUGUGACCGCGGGCCCGGCCGGCCUGCCUCAGGCGUCGCGUCAGCUCCCGUGUCCGUGCCCUUAACCCACACCGAUGGCGGGAUCCGGCUGCGCCUGGGGCGCGGAGCCGCCGCGUUUUCUGGAGGCCUUCGGACGGCUGUGGCAGGUACAGAGCCGUCUGGGUAGCGGCUCCUCCGCCUCGGUGUAUCGGGUUCGCUGCUGCGGCAACCCUGGCUCGCCCCCCGGCGCCCUCAAGCAGUUCUUGCCGCCAGGAACCACCGGGGCUGCGGCCUCUGCCGCCGAGUAUGGUUUCCGCAAAGAGAGGGCGGCGCUGGAACAAUUGCAGGGUCACAGAAACAUCGUGACUUUGUAUGGAGUGUUUACAAUCCACUUUUCUCCAAAUGUGCCAUCACGCUGUCUGUUGCUUGAACUCCUGGAUGUCAGUGUUUCGGAAUUGCUCUUAUAUUCCAGUCACCAGGGUUGUUCCAUGUGGAUGAUACAGCAUUGUGCCCGAGAUGUUUUGGAGGCCCUUGCUUUUCUUCAUCAUGAGGGCUAUGUCCAUGCGGACCUCAAACCACGUAACAUAUUGUGGAGUGCAGAGAAUGAAUGUUUUAAACUCAUUGACUUUGGACUUAGCUUCAAAGAAGGCAAUCAGGAUGUAAAGUAUAUUCAGACAGACGGGUAUCGGGCUCCAGAAGCAGAACUGCAAAAUUGCUUGGCCCAGGCUGGCCUGCAGAGUGAUACAGAAUGUACCUCAGCUGUUGAUCUGUGGAGCCUAGGAAUCAUUUUACUGGAAAUGUUCUCAGGAAUGAAACUGAAACAUACAGUCAGAUCUCAGGAAUGGAAGGCAAACAGUUCUGCUAUUAUUGAUCACAUAUUUGCCAGUAAAGCAGUGGUGAAUGCCGCAAUUCCAGCCUAUCACCUAAGAGACCUUAUCAAAAGCAUGCUUCAUGAUGAUCCAAGCAGAAGAAUUCCUGCUGAAAUGGCAUUGUGCAGCCCAUUCUUUAGCAUUCCUUUUGCCCCUCAUAUUGAAGAUCUGGUCAUGCUUCCCACUCCAGUGCUAAGACUGCUGAAUGUGCUGGAUGAUGAUUAUCUUGAGAAUGAAGAGGAAUAUGAAGAUGUUGUAGAAGAUGUAAAAGAGGAGUGUCAAAAAUAUGGACCAGUGGUAUCUCUACUUGUUCCAAAGGAAAAUCCUGGCAGAGGACAAGUCUUUGUCGAGUAUGCAAAUGCUGGUGAUUCCAAAGCUGCGCAGAAAUUACUGACUGGAAGGAUGUUUGAUGGGAAGUUUGUUGUGGCUACAUUCUACCCGCUGAGUGCCUACAAGAGGGGAUAUCUGUAUCAAACCUUGCUUUAAUCAGUAACCUAAGGACUGUUUCCUUUUUCUCCUCUUCCAUUUCUUGGGUUAUUCCACAUCUGAAUGCAGGAGUACCCCCUUACCAUUUUAAGAAGGUACUUUGUACAUUUAUUUAAUCCUACUAAUGUGCAGCCAUUGCCCAAGCAGUGACUGCGUUGCAUACGUUUGGCACUGAGUAGGACAAGACCUCUCAGCUAUACAUUGAGGGGUUUUAGAGCAUCCAUGUGGGCAACCCUUUUUUGUGCAGGAGAGCAGGUGUUGCUCUUCAGUAUGUAGCCUAAAAAAAUCUUAAUUAUUUCAUGGAUCGUGAAGCAAGGAUGAAUAAUAUCAUGUCUUGGUAAAUACUAACAAAUUUGUUAGGUUUGGUGACAUCAUUUACAGAUUAUUUCUUUAUGUUGUCCAGUGGUUCUUCCUUGUUGUUGAUAUCCAUAAGCUGGCACUGGAUGCUCUCAGUAAUGUUAAGUAAUUGUCAAGCAGCAGUUGCCUACUGUGUUCUUAACACUGAGUUGUGGAUUUUUUCUUAAAGCAGUACUGUAGUACUGAAUAUUCCUUUAAAGGAACUGCAGUGAGCCUAAGUUUUUUUAAAUUAAGCCUUUUAAAAUAGAAAGCUGAUGCUUGAUCUUGCACAAUUUUUAUGUCUAGUAUGUAUGCUUGAGUGAGUGUGCGAGUAUGAACGAUUAGAGAAAAUUUGAGUCAGUGUAGUUUGUAGUGUGAAUCCUGUGAGCUAAUACAGUCUAUACUCAUUUCUUCCCUACCUGUUUCACAUCCGUAAGAUUUAGGAUAUACAUUUUUUGAGAGAUAGUCUGUCUGAUACAAUGUAAAUGACAAAACAUAAUUCCUGAGAGGCCCAGAACAAACUGGAGUCUAGCCUGGAGUUAAAUUGAGACUUCUAAAAUGAUUGGAACAAAGACUGAGUUGUGCCAGAUGUAAAUCAACCCCUCUUUUAGUUUACUUUAGACUUUGUAUUAGCUCAUCUUUUUUGUAGUAAAUCUAUAGUUUUAAGGUUUCUCAAGAUGUGGCUCUACCUACUAUGAUGGAAAGUUGAAGUGGGUCAAAAGAAUUAGAUGUACAGUGAAGAGAAAAGAAAAAAAUGGGCGAAGAGAGGGUAGAAAAUAAAAGGAUUCUUUUUUCUUCCUCUCUGUUUCUUGUAUCCCUGCUCCCUUUUUCCUCCCCUUCCCUCAUUCUCUGCCUCUAUCCUUAGCUGAAGACAAACUAGAGGAACAGCAUCCCAGGUAGUUUGGCUUUUGACUGCAAGGUAGUUAAGAAAGGUGUAGAUAUAAUGAGGUAGAAGUAGAAAGGAAGAAAAACUAAAGAAUUCUUAAAAGGAUUCAUAGCAACCUAAUGUGUCCCUGAGUAGAGGAUGCUGCUAUGCGUGAGUUCAUGGACACAAGUUGAUUAGAUGGUUUUUAGAAUUAUAAUUAUGGAUUCUUCUUAUUUCAUGGUAGGUUGUCUUUAAAGAUAUAAAAAUUAGGAUGCCUUUAUGAAGCACUGAUUAUACCAAAAAAAAAAAAAAAAGACAAGUUAUAUACAGGUUAUUAAUUUUUUUAUUUAUUUAUUUUUUCCUAAGGAAAAAGCUAUUUUUCCCUGCUGGAAGCCUCCUCAUAUUUGCCAUGCAGGUUGCUGAGAGUCCAAUUAGAAUUUGCAUUUUACAGAAUGAAAUACUUUACCCCAUUCAAACAAUUACUGUUUGACAUUUUAGUUAUUUAUAAUUGUCAAAUUCAGGACUCUCCUUUAAUGUUUAUUAUGAAACCAAAUUUGGCAUAAGGAGGCUGAUUUAUGAAUUACCAAAGGGUCUUGUGGCAUGUUCCCCAAUACAUGCCCUUAGAAGGAAGAACUAUUAUUUUUUAUUUUGGCCCUUUAAGGAGUUGAUUAUAAAUUGGUUUGUUUUCAAGUCAGAAUUCAAGUGGGCAGAACCAGUAUUGUGAAGACCUAAACUUUCCUAAAUGUUCAUAUGGGUAGCAGAUUUUGUGGUGAUUAGAAACAUCAGGUCCUUAAAUACGAUGAACAUGGGAUACAAAGGAAUUCUUUAUAAGGGCAAGUAUCCUAAGUUAGCACGUUUACUUUUCUCUCCCCUCCACCCCCAAAA
Nomascus leucogenys (northern white-cheeked gibbon) is the source of this 3529-nucleotide messenger RNA. It is a transcript of the gene UHMK1, whose product is annotated as U2AF homology motif kinase 1. The record is from RefSeq and is a predicted model, not a curated record. Gene Ontology annotation, cellular component: nucleus; neuronal ribonucleoprotein granule. Gene Ontology annotation, molecular function: RNA binding; protein serine/threonine kinase activity; ATP binding. Gene Ontology annotation, biological process: peptidyl-serine phosphorylation; positive regulation of translational initiation; regulation of protein export from nucleus. NCBI's taxonomy places the organism in Eukaryota, Metazoa, Chordata, Mammalia, Primates, Hylobatidae.